Molecule: messenger RNA, 1359 nt
Organism: Ilex paraguariensis (yerba mate)
Lineage: Eukaryota; Viridiplantae; Streptophyta; Magnoliopsida; Aquifoliales; Aquifoliaceae
Source: the annotation of a GenBank genome assembly
AUGGCGGUGCAAGUGGCCAUGGAGAGAGCCCUAAAUGCCGAGACUCACACCAAGGGGCUCGGAUCCAAGUGCCGCAAUGACCGUGAAAAGGCUGCAUGGGCUGAUUGUUUGAAGCUCUAUAAGAGCACCAUUCUCCAACUUAAUCAAACCCUUGACAACCCAAAAUGCACCGAUUUUGAUGCACAAACCUGGCUGAGCACGGCUUUGACUAACCUCGAGACCUGUCGAACAGGUUUCAAGGAGCUGGGUGUUUCGACCCAUAUGUUGCCCCUCAUGUCCAAUAACGUAUCAAAACUCAUUUGCAACACCUUGGCUCUUAACAAUGGCUCAACUGAGAAACAGACUUACAAAUAUGGGUUUCCAACUUGGGUUUCGCCGGGAGACCGGAAGCUGUUGCAGUCGUCAUCACCGACGGCCAAUCUUGUGGUGGCUCAGGAUGGGUCAGGAAAUCACCGUACCGUUAAAGCCGCCCUCGACGCGGCGGCAAAGAGGAGUGGCAGUGGGAGGUUUGUUAUACGUGUGAAGAGCGGGGUUUAUAGGGAGAAUCUGGAGAUUGGCAACAACAUGAAGAAUAUCAUGCUUGUCGGAGAUGGGUUGACAAACACCAUUAUCACCGGUAGCCGGAGUGUUGGAGGAGGUUCCACCACCUUCAACUCUGCGACUGUAGCGGUCACCGGCGAAGGAUUCAUUGCUCGUGGCAUAACAUUCCGCAAUACAGCCGGUCCAGAGAACCAUCAAGCUGUAGCACUCCGAUCAGGCUCCGAUCUCUCCGUCUUCUACCUCUGUGGCUUCGAAGGAUACCAAGACACCCUCUACGUCCAUUCACAACGACAGUUCUACAAAGAAUGCAACAUCUAUGGCACCGUCGACUUCAUUUUCGGCAAUGCUGCGGUCGUUCUCCAGAACUGCAUGAUAUAUGCAAGGAGACCCAUGGACAAGCAGAAAAUCGCCAUAACAGCCCAAGGCCGAACUGACCCUAACCAGAACACCGGAAUCUCAAUUCAUAACUCUCGUAUCAUGGCUGCAUCAGACUUAAAGCCAGUUCUCAGUUCGUUCAAAACAUACCUGGGACGGCCAUGGAAGGAGUACUCUAGAACUGUUUUUCUUCAGUGUUACUUGGACUCCUUGGUUGAUCCCGCUGGCUGGUUAGAAUGGGAUGGCAAUUUUGCUCUCAAUACCUUGUAUUAUGGAGAGUAUAAGAACUCCGGCCCUGGUUCCUCGACGAGCCAGAGAGUGAAGUGGCGGGGUUAUCGGGUGAUAACGAAUCCGACUGAGGCGUCACAGUUCACUGUUGCAAAUUUCAUAGCCGGUCGCUCAUGGUUGCCGGCCACCAGUGUUCCGUUUACUUCUGGACUGUGA